CCUCGGUGCUCCGGCAAAGUGGCCCGAGUGCGCCGCAGCCGCGGGGCCGAGGUUCCGGGUCGUGCGUGGACGGUGCGCGGCGGACAGGCCCGUGCAGUUCCUCAGUCCUUGAGCUGUGGCCAGAAAUGGACCCAGGAAGCUCCGCUGGUGCUCCUACUUCCAGCUCGUGCUGCCGCACAGGCCAGGACCCCCUGCUGUUCUGGAAGGACCUGCAAAAGCUGUGGUCCAAGAAGGAUCUCCAGCAGCUCCAAGAGGAAGCCUGGCGUGGGUUUGCUGCCCUGGACGACCCUCUGGCCACACUGCUGGACUUACUGGAGGAUAGCCAGGGCAAUUACAAGAAGGGCCACUCUCUGGCCAUCUGGAUCACCUGUGUGCUGCAGCACCGGCUGCAGGAACAGCUACUCUCAGGGCCACAGGAUAGCCCAAGGAUUGCACAGCUGCAGGCCCGGGCGCUCAAUGUCCUCACCAAAGGCUCUCCUAAACUGGUGGAGCCGCUGUCCAGCAUCUUCCGGCUGCAGGAUAUAGACAGGAGCUUCCUCCUGGCUCAUUUUCACCACCUCCAGCAGGAGGGCAGGUUCGAAGAAGCAAUGGUGCUGGGCACAAGGCUGAAGCUGCAGCCAGAACUGGAUUUUGAAAAGAUGAGCAUCCCAUUGCUGCUCCAGGACAGAGUGGACCUUGUGAAGAGCUACGUGGCCAACUUCCCAGACCUCCAGAGAAGGUUGCUGGACCUCAUGGACUCCUGGUGCCAGCCCGGCUUUGACAUCAGGGAUGUGGCCAGGCAGUACCCCCAGUUGACCACUGUGAGGCUGAGCUCCAGAGUGCUCCGCCGGCGCGUCGUCCGUCUGCAGCAGCAGUACCGUGUGGCCCCCGCACUGUGUCCCAAUGUUGUGAAGCAGCAGCAACUGGCAGCUCUGAGAUGGCUGUGCUACAAGCGGUUUGUGGAGAAAAGCAUGUCUCAGGAGAACUGGACUGACCAUGUUCAGGGCCUGGUGGGCCAGAGCUCCUGGCUGCAGGAGAGUCUGCUCCGGCUGGUGGCCUCUCACAGUAACGCAGCCACAGCCUACCAGUGCGCCCUGGACCUCUCCUUGCCCGAGGAGCGGCUACCGGCUUUCGUCGCUGCGAAGGUCCACCAGCUCAAGCUGCGGGGGAGGAUGAUCAAGGUGGACCGGAGACUGGAGGAGCCCCACGACGCCCGGAAGGAAAAGUAUUAUCAGCUGUCCAUCCCCAGGGAGAAUAUCCACCUGCUGGCCUCCUGGGAGGACCUGGCCGGGCAGGAGGCCCGGCUGCUGCAGCCCGGCCGAGUGGUUGGAGUGGACGUGGAGUGCGUGCUUUCGUUUGUGACCGAGGACAGGCACCAGAUGUCACUCGUGCAGGUGGCCGAUGAGGACCAUGUGUUCCUGCUCGAUGUGCUGGCGCUCCUGCAGCCACCAGGGGGGCAGGGGGCACAGGCCUUCUCCCGCAUGGUGUCCCGGCUCUUCUCAGAUGCCUCCAUCACUAAGCUGGGUUAUGGCUUGGCAGCAGACCUGCAGCAGCUGGGCACUGUCUGUCCCUCCUUGGUCGGCAUGGAGAAGCAGAUCUGUAGCAUUGUGGACCUGCAGCCUGUGCACAAUCAGAUGCAAGAGAUGGGUGUGGCGGUGCCCACCACAGGGGACAGGACAACGAGUCCACGCGGCCUGAGCCUCCUGGUACAGCAGGUGCUGGGUACACCCCUGGACAAAACAGAGCAGCUCUCCAACUGGAGCCGGCGGCCGCUCCAGGAGUCCCAGCUUCUCUAUGCAGCUGCUGAUGCCUACUGCCUGCUGGAGGUGUACCAUGCCCUGGGCAGAGGCCUCCCGCCCUUCCCCCACCAGAGGGCCCUGGGCCGCAGCCAGACACCUGUGAGCAGCCAGAGGCCAGGGCCCCAGGGUCCCAGACCAUCAGAGGCCACAGCAGCACCGGGGCAGGUCCCCGUGUGCACCGAGGAGGGUGCCGCUGCCCCUCAGGUCGCUGCCCGGGCCUUCCGCGUGGUCUGCGACAGCAUGCUGCAGGGACUGGCACGGAGCCUGCGCUCCCUAGGUGUGGACGCAGUUGUGCUGGGCGACCGUGAGGACCACAGCCAGCUGGCUGAGAUCGCCAGGCGAGAAGGACGGGUCAUCCUGACCUCAGGGACGCCUUACCACAAGCUCCAAGCACAGGUGGCUGCUGCGCGCUGCCUGUCCAUCAACUGCUCACUGAAGGCCCGGCUGCAGGCGAAGGCCGUGCUCCAGCACUUCAACAUCCGGGUCACCCACGCGGACAUCUUCAGCCGCUGCCAGGCCUGCAAUGGUGACGAGUACCUGAAGAUCUCCAAGGCCUUGAUGAUGCAGCUCAGCGGCCAUCCACAGAGUCCCGGCGGCACGGGUGGUGGAGCUGCCCAGAGUAAGGACAAGAAGCCAGGCAGAGGCUCAGAAGCAGCUCCUGGCGGCUGCGCCUGUGACCCCCCUUGCAGCUGGCUGGCACUGGAGGACCUGCAGGCCAGCACCCCUGCCACUCUGGGCAACGGCACCCGGCUGCAGCUGGCAGGGGUCCCAGAGGGUGUGCUGAGGAGGCCUGAGCUGCAGCACUUCUAUUGCUGUACGCGCUGUGGGAAGAUCUUCUGGGAGGGGUCCCACCGGGCCCGCGUCGCCCUGCACUUCCAGGACUUCCUGGAGGAGGCCCCCCGCCCCGCCUCCGCCCCUUCCGAGGGCCUGGCAGCCAGAGGCUGUGGGACAAUAAAGAGAACAUGACCAAUGGCCAGGCACCAGUGGCUCGCG
Molecule: messenger RNA, 2771 nt
Organism: Perognathus longimembris pacificus (Pacific pocket mouse)
Lineage: Eukaryota; Metazoa; Chordata; Mammalia; Rodentia; Heteromyidae
Gene: Exd3
Product: exonuclease 3'-5' domain containing 3
Biological process (GO): nucleobase-containing compound metabolic process
Molecular function (GO): nucleic acid binding; 3'-5' exonuclease activity
Source: RefSeq, a predicted model, not a curated record